CGUUUCCCUACGGUUGAGUUUAUAGAGCUGGCUAUUUAAUCAUCAUCAGCAUCAUCAUCAUCACAGCACCACCACCACCGCACGCGCUGGCUGCUGAUUCGUUAACUGUCCCGCAUCGGUACUCGUACGGAAACGUCCUUCCUUGCACUGCGCGUGCAGAGCGCGCGAGGAACACCGUGGAAGUUUGUUUUUGUUUAUUUGUUUUUGUUUAUUUGUUUUUGUUUGCUCGGCGGUCUCGCUCCAAAGAGUAAAGAGUCACGCGCUAAAUUCGAACGAUUCAAACCCGGCGCGCGCGCGCGCAGCUAGCUUCGGAUGCUGACAUUGUGAACGUCCUUUAUUAUUCGUGAGAAAAAAGAAAGAUAUAUAGAAAGAAGGAAGGAAGGAAGGAAGGAAAGAGAGAGAAGGAAUAGAAUGAAUAAAUCCGUAUCUGUCUCUCCAGGGUUCCAGUUGUCCUCGUUAGUCUUCCGUUAAACGCUGACAGAUUUAUUAGCGUCAGAACUUCUGCAACAAAAUGUUAGCCGUUGCUAAGCUACAAAGCUAAACUUCGACCGACUCCGAGUCGGUUCACAUACCUAAAAAGGGCGUGUUAGCUUAGCAUUCUAGCUAAGCGGCUCACAGGGAACUAGGAAGGAAGUCGUUUCGGUUAAACAGAAAGAUUAACCAGCAGGAGGAGGUUUUGUUUCUAAAGAUGCUGCGUGACACUCGGGUCAGUUUGUAAACACACGACUCCAUCAUGGCAUCACGAGUGGACCGGACUUUAAGGGUGAACGUGAUGGAGGUCACAGUGAUGGUGGUGGUGGUGGUGGUGAUGGUGGUGAUCUCAGGGACUCCUGUGCUCGCCAGUUCCCCACAGAAAGCACACACCAACAACAACCAGGGCAACGUUUCAUCAGGACAUCAGGACAAAGCUUUCCCCGUGUUGGAUUUCGACUAUGAACACGUUCACUAUCCUUUCGUCAUAUUCUUGUGGAUCCUGCUGGCUUCCCUGAUGAAAUUAGGAUUCCACUUGAUCCCGCGGUUGUCCUCGAUUGUCCCAGAGAGCUGUCUGUUGAUAGUGGUGGGCCUUUUAGUGGGCGGGCUCAUCAGACUCCUGGGUGAGAAACCCCCUGCACUCGGUUCCGAGCUCUUCUUCUUGUGUCUUCUUCCUCCUAUCAUCUUGGAUGCCGGUUACUUCUUACCCAUAAGGCCCUUUAUGGAGAACCUGGGCACCAUCCUGAUUUUCGCUGUGGUGGGCACUCUGUGGAACUCCUUUUUCAUCGGCAGCCUGCUGUUCGGCGUGUGUCAGAUCGAGGGCACUAACCUGGCCACGGUCACUCUGUUGCCCUGCCUGCUUUUCGGCGCCAUUAUCUCCGCCGUGGAUCCCGUAGCCGUCCUGGCCGUGUUCGAAGAGAUUCACAUCAACGAGCUCCUGCACAUCCUUGUGUUCGGAGAGUCGCUGCUUAACGACGCCGUCACAGUGGUUCUGUAUCACCUGUUUGAGGAGUACUCAUCCAGGAGCUCUGUAAACGUAGGAGACGUCUUUCUGGGCGUAGUGUCUUUCCUGGUGGUGUCUCUGGGUGGCAUAAUGAUAGGAGCUAUCUACGGAUUACUGACAGCCUUCACCUCCCGCUUCACCUCACACACUCGCGUUAUCGAGCCACUUUUUGUCUUCGUCUAUAGCUACCUGGCGUACCUGUCAGCUGAGGUGUUCCACCUGUCCGGCAUCAUGGCACUGAUUGCAUGCGGCGCUGUAAUGCGACCCUACGUGGAGGCCAACAUAUCCCACAAGUCCCAUACCACCAUCAAGUACUUCUUAAAGAUGUUGAGCAGCGUGAGCGAGACGCUGAUCUUCAUCUUUCUCGGGGUUUCCACGGUGGCCGGGGCUCACAAGUGGAACUGGACGUUUGUCACGGUGACCGUAAUCCUGUGCAUGGUGGCUCGCGUUCUUGGAGUCAUCAGUUUGACCUUCGUGAUCAACAAAUUCCGCAUAGUAAAGCUCACCACCAAGGACCAGUUCAUCAUAGCGUAUGGUGGCCUGCGCGGAGCGAUCGCUUUCUCCCUGGUCUACUUGCUCAAAGAGGACCAGUUCCCUAUGAAAGACAUGUUUCUCACAGCUGUCAUCACCGUUAUCUUCUUCACCGUCUUCGUACAGGGCAUGACCAUUCGUCCUCUGGUGGACCUGCUAGCCGUCAAGAAGAAGCAGGAAACCAAGCGAUCCAUCAACGAGGAGAUCCACACCCAGUUUUUGGACCACCUGCUGACGGGUAUCGAGGACAUCUGCGGACACUACGGACAUCAUCAUUGGAAGGACAAGCUGAACCGCUUCAACAAGAAGUACGUGAAGAAGUGCCUGAUAGCGGGCGAGCGCUCCAAAGAGCCCCAGCUCAUCGCCUUCUAUCACAAGAUGGAAAUGAAGCAGGCCAUCGAGCUGGUGGAGAGCGGAGGAGUCAAACCGCCGUCCGCCAUGCCGUCCACCGUGUCCAUGCAGAAUAUCCAGCCUAAGAAAGCUCCAGAGCGAAUGCUGCCUCAGCUCUCCAAAGGCCAAGAGGAGGAGAUCCAGAAGAUUCUACGCACCAACCUGCAGAGGACACGGCAGAGAUUGCAGUCCUAUAACAGACACACGCUUUUGGCCGAUCCGUUCGAGGACGGCUUUAAGGAGAUCAUGAUCAAAAGGAAGAGGAUGAAGGAUUUAGAGAAGAAGCUUACUCAGAUGAAUAAUUACCUCACCGUUCCAGCCGCACCUCCCGAUUCUCCCACCAUCGGCAGAUCAAGACUGAUUUCUGACCCUCAAACCUGGAGCACGAAGCCUACAUCGACCAACAAAGAUCUCCCGUCAAUCAAAGUGGAUCUGGCUUCACCUCAAAGCCCAGACUCGGUCAACGAGGUGAACGAGUUCAGCAAGACGACGGAACAAGACCCUGCUGAGGAAGAGGAGGGGCUGGUGAUGCUGAGAAAGAAAGAGGACCGGACCGGAGAGAAGGGAGAGCAAGAAGACACGAAAGAUCCACGACUCCUCCGCUGCCUGAGUGACCCCGGACCUGCCGUCAACGAGGACGAGGAGGACCAGCCCUUCAUCCAAUGAGAGCAUAAAGCUGCAUGUAACCGGCGAUCUGACCGCUUUAUCAGCGGUCACACUAGCUUUCUGAAAGGUGGCUAAGGGGCUUGAGAAUUCCUUUUAACACCGCACUGUUUACGGACAGAAUUUCAUCUAGUCUUUUUUUUUCUUUCUUUCUUUCGUUCUUUAGCUUGGGGCUUGUGUUGGGUUGAGGUUUACUGAACUUUAAGCCAAAAUGAUGAUGAAACAAAAAAACAAGAACCAAAAAAAACAAAACACUGAAGGUGUUUGAGGGGGAGGAAAAGAAGAAGAAGAAAGAAAGAAAAACAGCCAUCAUUUUCUAGCUUUAUCUUUCUUGUCAGAGGAACGUGAGGGGGUUGAACUAUGCAUUACCAAAGUUUCACACCGAUGUAGUCCAUGACUAGAGUUCUUCAGUUCUUCUUCUUCUUUUUUGUUUUUUUUUUUAAAUCAUUGAUGAAUUUAUUGCUUAUGGAACAUGAAAUUGUCACCUAGUGCAUUGAAUCUUAACAUAGGACCCUUUGUUUUUUUCAGGAGCAAUAUUAAACUAAGGGCACACGACGGCCUUUUCACUUCUAAAAUCAGUCACCUGGUCCAAUCCCAGCUCUGACUUUAGAGUGUUAUUUGCCUGUACGUUUGUGUUUGUCUUUCGUCACUGUGUAAAUACUACAGCAGGUAGUAUUUGGUGCAUCGGAUAAUUGAAUGCUUAGAUACUUAGAUAAUAACUCGCUGCAUGAAACCUAGCGAAAGGAAAAUACGGAUAUGUUUUUUUUUUAUAGGACACGCACUGUACUGUACUGUAACUGCAGAGAGAUCGAUUAUAUAUUUACUUCGUUUUAUUCCAGGGGAUUUGACGUUUAUGGUUGUUUUUGGUUCAUGCGUUCUGUACUUUGUGCUAUUACUUUAUGAAAUACUUGACUUUUUUUUUUUAAACCUCAUUCCUUUCAAAUGCACUUCAGCGCCUUUAACAAUUCUGUGUGUGUGUGUGUGUGUGUGUGUGUAUAUAUAUAUAUAUAUAUAUAUAUAUAUGUUUUAUAUAUAUAUUGCACAUAACCAUUGUCCACUUGGUGGAUGUUUUGAUGCAGCGCUUUAUAGAUUUCUGUCAGUCUAGUCCGGGACCUUCUGGUGGUCCUAGUCUAAAAAAGACUGGUAGUUAAUUAGGUUUUGCGAAUCGUGCAUUUACUUCCCUUUAUACAUCCCUGAUUGCUCUACAAGGUUAGCUGGGGGUUCCUUAUACACUAUGCAGCAGGGCAGUACAUGCAGAUGGAUUUCACUUGGGGUCCCCCCACCACCACCCCUUUAAAUCAUCAGUACAGCUGUGUAUCACUGCGACUUCUUGCCCUGACAGUCUGAGCACUAAUUCAGUCUGAUUUAUGGCUCUUUUCAGACAAGAGUAAAUAUCUCGAGCUAUUCUGCAGGCCGAGUAGAUUAGAUAUAUUUUUUUAAAUGGAAAUGCUAAAUUUUACACGAAACAUCAAAAUGUAUGCUAACCUAUUUGCCCGCUGUAUCUCGUGACGUAUUACCGUCGUAGUCCGGACAUUUUAAAUACCAAAAUACUAUCAUCAAUACCAUUGAUGCUAACAAAAUGCUAAUGGGGUGUUUUUUUGUUCUUUUUUUUUUUCUCAUUUAUUAAGCCACACAGUAGUAUUCACAGAUUUGUUCUUUGUAGCUCUAACUAUCGAGCAGUGAGCUUAGGAUGUCAUCUGCCACCAAAUCGUGGACAUUUUGCGACUUGUUGUCGGUUUUGAACGAGGGACUAUUACACCGAGGACGAGACGCUACAACACUGUGCAAUUAUCAGAACGAGAGUUCAACUUGUAAUGAAAUAUGUAACGAACCUGUUCAAACCCCGACUUUUAAGGAAAACUAUCAUCUCCGAUCAACAACGCACACGAAUAGAUUUUAACAAAUCGCAAAAUGUUCUUAUGGAUUGACAUUUUUUUCCCCCCAUAAUUUGUAUUUUCCAAAGAAAAAAAAGUCCUUCAUUCUUUUCUUCAUUCUCUUUUAUAUACGUUUUAUACUCCUAACACUUUUUUUUUGUUAUAUUUUCUUUUUUUUCCAGUUAUUUUUUUUUUCCAUGUUUUUUUUGUUUGUUAUAGCAGGAGUUUCGCAGCGUUUGUGUGUCGUAGGUUGUGUGCCUUUGAAGCACCGCGUCUGGUUUAGACGCAAGGUGAAGGACCACGAGAGAACAUGGCAGCUCACUGUGUGCAUGUACGUGUCCUUUUAAACGCAUAGACGAUCCGGGUGUGACGACCGUCGCAGUCCAUCCUGCUGCUCAAACCCUUACUGUACUGCUAAUAUUUCACUCUUGACACAACACUGGGGAAACUCAACCUGACUAGUUGUACAUAAAAAGCCAUGUUAGAUGCUUGGCUAGUUUUGCAUUAUGCAGUGAGAACUACCUAGCUACUUAAUCACAAACUACCAUUUAACAACAUCCUCAUGUUCGUUUAUGUGGAAUCGGGUACAUAAAAGCGUUCUAGCUUCAUGAAAGUCAUUAUAAGGAUGAUUUGAGCAAACCGAACCGUGAGCUCAUCAGCAGGAGGGAACAGCUAACGUCUACACACCACACCGUAAGCGACAUCGACACUAUUGUAUUCUUGCUUUCGUUUGCUCGCUAACAGCCAAAAAAAAAAAAAAAUCAUCUCAUGAUGUCAUCUUUCUCUUAAACGGAGGAACCGAUUCAGGGGUUUUAGAGUAGGACUGGACUGGACUGUACUGUAACUGGUCUAAUGUGAUCCUGUAUCAGAUUUUUAUUCCCUUUUAUUACGCAUAGGAAACAUUUAAAGAAAGCCUGGUUGAUGAGUUUAGACCAAACGCUUUCUCAUCCUCUUCAAUCAACUGUGUACCAAGACCAGAUCUUUCCCUGUGUAACACAGCAGUAACUGGGAUGGGUUAAAGGUUUUGAUUUGAGUUCUCAUUGCAUUCUCAGCUUGUUUUUUUUUUCCCCACCAAAACAGGAAGAGUCUUCUGUCAUUUUCAUCAGAUAAGAAAAUUGAUUUCUGUGCUGAUACAUUUCCUGUUACUAUAAUCGACUAUGCUAUUAUCAGUCUGGAUACAUUUUCAGCCAUAUAUAUAUAUAUAUUUGAUUUUUUUUUUAAGACACUGUACUAAAUUUCAGGAUAUACUGGAUGUGUGAGGAUGCCUUUAAGUAAAGGACACGUCUUGAAGCUGCUUUCUGAAUGAGAAGCUUGGAUAGGAGCUCUCAGGCAUAAAAACAUAUUUCAUCACAAACGCAUGAACAUCGUGGCUUAUUAUAAAAUCAGUUAACAGCACGUCUUUCUUUUUUUUAUAUAUAUAUUUUUUAUUAUUAUUCCAGAUAUUUUUGUAUGUUGUGUCUAAAAUCUUGAGUGAAAAAUAAUUGGAAAAUAGUUUAUUAUUAUUAUUAUUAUUAUUAUUAUUAUUAUAUUUUUUUACUUUAAGUCCUCUAGGAUUUAAAACACAGAAAGAUGUUCACCUGAGAUGUCUGUUCGUCCCUCCUGUGUUCUGUACACUUAUUCCUGUCCUCUGUUUUGUGUGUAUUGUGCAAACAUGUCUGAUUUUGUCACAUAUCACGUUGCCUGUGUUUUACUUUGUACGUAAUCUAUUAUUUCAUGACUACAAUGAAGACCGAUGCAAUAAAAAUAAUUUUAUAUACAAGUCACCUGUACAUAUAAUAAUGAUCAUCUUAAAAUGCUAUAUGUCAGAGUUUAUUUAAAACCAAACACUAUAAACACAUGUUCUGUGUAUUGCUUCAGCAUCCUUUACCUUUCUGAACAGCUGUGAUCCCGUGCAAACAAUGAAACAAUAAAGUUUUCUUGGAAUAAACAUUAA
This is a messenger RNA of Tachysurus fulvidraco (yellow catfish), 6865 nucleotides long. It is a transcript of the gene slc9a1a, whose product is annotated as solute carrier family 9 member A1a. The transcript has 12 exons. The coding region runs from base 734 to 3061 and encodes 775 amino acids. NCBI's taxonomy places the organism in Eukaryota, Metazoa, Chordata, Actinopteri, Siluriformes, Bagridae. The record is from RefSeq and is a predicted model, not a curated record. Gene Ontology annotation, molecular function: sodium:proton antiporter activity. Gene Ontology annotation, biological process: proton transmembrane transport; sodium ion transport; regulation of pH. Gene Ontology annotation, cellular component: membrane.